Messenger RNA from Exserohilum turcica Et28A, 858 nucleotides. RefSeq lists its product as uncharacterized. Lineage: Eukaryota; Fungi; Ascomycota; Dothideomycetes; Pleosporales; Pleosporaceae. The transcript has 2 exons. The record is from RefSeq and is a predicted model, not a curated record. Bases 1 to 840 code for a protein of 279 amino acids. Gene Ontology annotation, molecular function: catalytic activity.
AUGUCGCCUCCCACAGACCGGUCCUCCAUUUUGCAGAACCUCCGCUCACAAAUCAACAAUGGAAAGAUCAUCGUCGGAGCCGGUGCUGGCAUCGGUCUCAGCGCCAAGUUCAUUGAAGCUGGUGGCGGCGAUCUCAUCAUAAUAUACAACAGCGGAAGAUACCGAAUGGCCGGGCGCGGGUCACUAGCAGGAUUGAUGCCGUACGGCAAUGCAAAUGAUGUCGUACUCGAGAUGGCAGGCGAAGUCUUGCCGAUUGUCAAGUCAACACCAGUACUGGCAGGCGUGUGCGCCACAGAUCCUUUCAAGGACAUGAGUCGUUUCCUCAAGCAGCUCAAAGACCUUGGUUUCGCGGGUAUACAGAAUUUCCCUACUGUCGGUCUGAUCGACGGGACGUUCCGCCAGAACCUGGAAGAGACGGGAAUGUCGUAUGACGCCGAGGUUGAGGUUGUGAAGAUGGCGCGGGAGAUGGAUCUCCUGACCACGCCCUACGUGUUUAAUGUCGACGAGGCUAAGAAGAUGGCGAGCGCUGGCGCAGACAUUCUGGUUGCGCAUAUGGGCUUGACUACAUCUGGCAGCAUUGGUGCUACUUCUGGGAAGAGCUUAGAUGACAGUGUGAAGCUGAUCCAGGAGAUUCGAGACGCAGCAUCGGAUAUUAAGAGCGACAUCAUUAUCCUGUGCCAUGGUGGCCCGAUCGCGAAGCCAGAAGAUGCAGAGUAUGCGAUUAGCCGAACAAAAGGCGUGCAUGGCUUCUAUGGGGCAAGCUCCAUGGAGCGAUUGCCUGUAGAAGACGCCAUUACCAACAUUACGAAGACAUUCAAGGGUAUCAAGCCUGCAUCGUGAGCCUAGAAUGACUGACCC